AGAACAGAAAAGAGGACAAGGACAGAGGACAACCCUCUCCCUCUCUUCAAGCUUUUUGACCAAACGGGACCGACAAUGUCCACCUCAAAAAAGCCAACCUUUUUCAAGAUUUUCCUUCCCGAACAAAGUGCCCGUCGAAUGAGAAUCCCUCCCGCAUACCGGAAGCAUAUGAAAGGGAAGAGCUCAGGAUAUUUUUACCUGAAGGGACCCAGUGGCUACUAUUGGCCGGUGAAGCUUAUCGAGGAAAGCAGCAACUUAUUCCUCACCAGAGGGUGGCCUGCAUUUGUGAAAGACCACGACAUACAUCACGGGCACUUCCUCUUAUUCAAGUUCGAUGGGGAGACAACUUUGAAGGUUAAGGUCUUCAGCCAUACUGCAUGCGAGGAUAAGGCUGCUUUCAGUGCCAAACCUUCUGGAGGUGAUGGUAAUAACAACCCGCCCAACCCCGUGAAAGCACUCGUCGCAAAAGUGAAAAAGGAGGAGGAUGCUUGGGACAGACUGGUGAAAGCUAUGGUGCAAGCAGGGGCUCCAUCUACUGCUACUAAUCCACAUUUCGCACUACAACUCAAAGCCUACAGCGUUCAAGACCGGGGCAGAGGAAAGACUCUCGUGAUUCCGAGUUCAUUCGCCAAAAUCCAUUUCGUGAAGCCGAAGACGCCUAUUGUUCUUCAAUGGGAGGACAAGGAAUGGCCUGCUACUGUGAACAAGUCGCUUGAGCGCUCUUACCUACGUGGGGGAUGGGGGAAUUUCUUGAAGGAGAGCAAAGUCCAGGAAGGGGACACUUGCAAGUUCGAGCUGCUGGAACCAUCUGUCUUGCGCGUGCAUAUCUUGAAACUUAUAGAGGAAGAGUAUCCUGAUCAGUGACUAGUCUGAACUUAGAUGUUGUUAACCUUAAAAGACCUGAUACUAAUCUUUUAGCCGUACUGUCGCCAGUAUUGUUGUAAUGCCUGAUCUUUUAGUAUUCAAACUAGGUUCCCUCGAAUUCCGAUGGUAUGAUCUUAUCUUUGCGUAACGUAUCAAUGAAUGGAUGAUAGAUUUUCAUGA
Punica granatum (pomegranate) is the source of this 1044-nucleotide messenger RNA. Lineage: Eukaryota; Viridiplantae; Streptophyta; Magnoliopsida; Myrtales; Lythraceae. The record is from RefSeq and is a predicted model, not a curated record.